AUGAGUGAGCAGUACUCUGACGAUGGAGAUCCUGGAGGCUCUUCCAGAGAUGACUACGGCGAAAUACCUUCAGACAUUCCUCUCAAACCAAAUUACAUGACCGUCGGAAACGGCUCUACAUCUGCAAGCGCGGCGGCCUUGAUAUCCUCAUUAGAACAAGACUCGGGCUAUGGUGGUAGUAUAGCAGAUGGCUACAGUAACGAUGGUGGCAGAGCCUGGCAUCCGGGAAUUACAGAGGACCGAUAUACCCCGGCAGACACGCCAGGGAACAAUGAUCCAACGACGGAAAAGAGAGCUCUAGCUAGCCAUGUACAUCAACUAUAUUACAAUCAAAACCGGGCGACGCUAGGCAGACAAAUUACUCAAACGAUUGAGACACUGAAAGACCUUCAAAGAUUCAAUGCAGGAUGGCCUGCUCAGUAUCCCUCUGUCCAUGAGCCGCAGAGCGCAAGACCAGAGCCACGGCCUGGCUUGCAACAUACCAACUCCUCAUCUACAAGUCGAAACGCUCCGCAUUCCAUUGAUAAUAUCCCUCUGCGACCGAACGCACCGAAGAGGGCAGCUACUACGCUCGAGAACUCAUCGCCGGAGUCAAGCUCAAGCGCGAAGCAAAAAGAGGAAAAAGAGCCUGAAAGGUUGAUCACCCCAGAGUCGGCCCGCGAAUUUUCCGUCCUGAAGCUCAAUAUGAACGUUCAAGGUCUUACCCAAGCUGAGAUCGCGCACUCAAUCAAGAAGGAAUCUGUAGCUCAGUUGCUAGAUGGCAAGAUCAGUCAGAGUAUACGGCACCUCUUGCUCUUGAGAGAUCGGAUCGAAGACAUCUCUAGCAAAGUACUCAUCACAGGAGAUCUCAACGCCGGAAAAUCGACUUUCUGCAAUGCCCUACUGCGAAGAAAGGUCUUACCUGAAGACCAACAGCCAUGCACUAGUAUUUUUUGCGAAGUCCUGGAUGCAAAAGAGAACGGUAACAUCGAAGAGGCCCAUGCCGUUCAUAGAGAUGCUAAAUAUGACCGCAACGACGAGAGCAGCUACGAUGUAUACCAGCUUCUUGAGUUAGAAAAAGUUGUCACAGAUCUAGAGCACUACGUUUCAUGCAAAGUGUAUGUGAAAGAUCAGCGCACAAUUGACGAAUCUCUUCUCAACAAUGGCGUUGUGGAUAUCUCUCUGACUGAUGCGCCUGGUUUGAACUCGGAUUCAGUAAAAACGACCGCUGUUUAUGCAAGAGAAGAGGAGGUGGAUGUGGUUGUCUUCGUGGUCUCCGCUGCCAAUCAUUUCACACUCUCUGCAAAAGAAUUCCUUUGGAACGCUGCGCGAGAGAAGGCAUAUAUUUUCAUAGUGGUGAAUGGAUUCGACAAUAUCCGGGACAAAGCAAGAUGCGAGCGCAUGAUAUUGGAACAAGUACAUGGUCUUAGCCCUCGAACAUUCAAGGAAUCGUCAGAGUUGGUCCAUUUUGUCUCCAGCAAUGCCAUUCCAGUAGCUCCUGCGAGCGGUCCUCCUGAUGGCGGGGGAGGUGGAGGCAGCGGCGGCAGCGGAAGUAGCUCUGGUCCCUCAAAUGACUUUUCAAGUCCUGAUGAUGAUGACGACGAAGAAUCCUUAGGCAAACACGGAGAACCAGGGUCACCACCCAAGAAAGGGAAAGGAAAGGAUAAAGAGAAGAUAAGAGACUUUGAGGAACUUGAAAGUUCUCUGCGUCGCUUUGUCCUGGAGAAACGAGCUCGAUCAAAGCUUGCUCCUGCGAAGACCUACUUAGCAAACAUUCUUGCCGAUGUUCACUCGCUCGCUGUUGUCAACAGGGAUGUCGCUCAUUCAGAGCUUGAGCGUGUCGUCAACGAGCUCGAAGAGAUCGAGCCAGCUUUCGAAAAAUCUAAACAAGCUCGGUCUGACAUCAGUGAUGAGCUAGAGAGGACUAUUGAAGACUCUUGUGCUGAGAUCUACAGAGAUACCCGCACUGUAGUGAAUAAUGCCAUCGCUCAAAGCGCACAGGGUGAUGCUAGCGUUGUGUACCCUGGACUGACAGGGGCAUCUCAAUACGCAGAAGAACUUAAGGCGGCCAUGCUUGAGCAAAUAUCGUCUGCAGUGUCUCUUUGCGAAGAGAAGGCGAGAACCAAAACAUUCAACGGUUGCAAUACGAUUAAGUCGUUGGGCUUACUGCACCUUGGGGACCAGUACGCAGAGCUGACUCUGAACCCAAAGAAGAUGUUUUCCGGCAAGAAGGACGCAUUAUCCCGCGAGGUCGAUUUCGAUGUUGAGUUUGCAGACUUCUUUGAUAUUCAAGGACAUCUUAGCGGGCUGUGGGAUCAGAAUGAUAAACUUGCCGGAACCUCAAUGGCCUUGACAGUCGCAGGCGCCUUCGGAACACGCAUGCUUGGUGGCUUUGGCUGGGUCGACGGAGCCCUAGGUGCUGUUCGCGUGAUCGGUCCUCAAAACACAAGGCGGAUGAUCAUUCCCGGCGUCGUCUUCUGCGUCCUCCUCACCUCUGCCUACCUUCUACGCUCGAUCCCCAACACCCUCCCUCGCCGCCUCUCCCGCCGCAUCACCUCCGCCCUUGCCGAAGUCGACUACACCCACAAGAACGCUGAUCGCAUCGCCAAGGAAGUACGCAAGGUUCUGAGAGUCCCUGAACAGCAUCUUUUGAACGGCCUGCAGCAGAAUUACAAAGAGCUGGGCGAAAAGAGAGAGGAUAAGCGGAAGGUCGAGGAAGAGUCGAGAGGAGCGAGGAAGUAUUUUGCGAAUCUGAUACGGACAACGGAAACGGGACGGGCGAAGGUGGAGGAUGUGGAUCUGGACAGUGGUGGACCAGGGAUUGCUGGGUCGCUAGAGGCUUGA
This is a messenger RNA of Bacidia gigantensis, 2823 nucleotides long. RefSeq lists its product as uncharacterized. Gene Ontology annotation, molecular function: GTPase activity; GTP binding. Bases 1 to 2823 code for a protein of 940 amino acids. Gene Ontology annotation, cellular component: mitochondrial outer membrane. The transcript has 2 exons. Lineage: Eukaryota; Fungi; Ascomycota; Lecanoromycetes; Lecanorales; Ramalinaceae. The record is from RefSeq and is a predicted model, not a curated record. Gene Ontology annotation, biological process: mitochondrial fusion.